AAAUCCUUCACCUUUCUAUCUCUCUGAAUUUGCAGAGAUACAUUCAUCGUUAGUUUUCCUCAAUAUCCGAUACCCAUUUCCGUUACAAACUUUAUUUGUUAUAAUUUUCUCAAAUUUGUUGUCUUUUUGUGUCUGAAAUUCUACCCAUGUCAUGAAAAACUCGAUUCAGAUCCAUGGGAGGUGAUUCUGUGUCGUCUUCUAAUCAUUCUUUCACAAUUCAAGCGUUUUAAUGCUCUGAAACGCUCCAGAUCCAUACCCAUAUAGAACCCAAAUUUGCAUUUUCGGUUUGUGAAUUGGAAUCAGGGACGGUGAUUGAGGAAUCCCAUUACCCAGAUCCCCAAAAAUGAAAGGCAAGAGCAAAUUAUUCACGAUCGGGUUGGUGGCGGCUUGGUAUUCGUCCAACAUUGGGGUUUUGCUGCUUAACAAGUACUUGCUUAGCAACUAUGGGUUCAAGUACCCGAUCUUUCUCACCAUGUGUCACAUGACCGCCUGUUCUCUGUUGAGCUACAUCGCCAUAGCGUGGAUGAAGAUGGUACCAAUGCAGACGAUUCGAUCCCGCGUUCAGUUCUUCAAGAUCUCCGCUCUCAGUUUGGUGUUCUGUGUGUCGGUGGUGUUCGGUAACAUCUCGCUAAGGUUCUUGCCGGUGUCGUUUAACCAGGCGGUUGGGGCUACGACACCCUUUUUCACGGCGGUGUUCGCGUACUUGAUGACGAUGAAGAGGGAGGCUUGGCUCACGUAUGUCACCCUCAUUCCGGUGGUCACAGGGGUUAUCAUUGCUAGUGGGGGUGAACCGAGUUUCCAUCUAUUUGGAUUUAUCAUGUGUGUUGCAGCUACUGGUGCAAGAGCUCUGAAAUCAGUGCUACAGGGAAUUUUGCUCUCUUCUGAAGGGGAGAAGCUGAAUUCCAUGAACCUCCUUCUCUACAUGGCUCCAAUAGCCGUUGUGUUUCUGCUUCCUGCAACACUUAUUAUGGAAGAAAAUGUGGUUGGAAUUACAAUUGCUCUUGCCAGAGAUGACAUGAAGAUCAUCUUGUAUCUGCUAUUUAACUCAGCACUAGCAUAUUUUGUAAAUUUGACCAACUUUUUGGUCACAAAACACACCAGUGCGCUGACUCUUCAGGUAUACUACAUUCUUACUCAAGUGUUUACUUGUUAUACUGGGAAAAAAAUGGCUGGAAGCCUGGAAAGUUGGAUGCAUCAUAGGGUAAAUACCCUCUGUGUUUGAGAAUCUAUACAUUCAUAUAUAGAAGGAAGGUUUGUUUUUAUUUUUUUUAUUUUUUUAUCUGAGUGGCCCUGAGUUUUGCUUUGCCUUAUUAAGUGCUUAAAUAAUCCCUCUAGUAUCAUGUGUCAUUCUUUUACCGAAGUUCUGUGUCCUUAUGUCGUCACAUAAAAUAAUAUGCUCUUUAGGCAGGACAAUCUUUAUCACAGGAAAGAGGUCUUAAUGUGAUAGGUGAGGUUACUGUGUCUUUGGAAUCUUCGUGGAAGAUGACAGCCAGACACUCUCAAAAUUUCAACAAAUCAUGUUUUUUUCCCUUUUUGUGAUGAAUUCAAGCAAUUAUUUGCUGUCAUUUUCAUACGUUUUCAAUGCAAGUCUUUUUCAAGUUUCAGAUUAUCUUCUAGGUCACCUUGAAGCAUUUUGAGAUGAUAAAAUACUCUGGUUACAGGUACUAGGUAAUGCAAAGGGGGCAGUGGCAGUGGUGGUUUCAAUUUUAAUCUUUAGAAAUCCAGUUUCUGUUACUGGAAUGCUUGGUUAUACACUUACGGUCUUUGGAGUUAUACUCUACAGUGAAGCCAAGAAACGAAGUAAAUGAAAUCUCAUUUUGGGAUAAUGUUAAUGCAAUCGCCAACUAUUUUGUUUUUCCAUACUGUGAGGACAGCGGCAACCAUCAAAGAAGCAAGUUCAGGCCAUAUUGUUGCAGACGGUGGGUGGAUGGGUGGAUUUUACGUCCUAGAUUGGAUUUUUUUGCCUGGAAGCCUGGGAAACUGGCUUCCACCUGUAUCAGCAACAACUGCAGAAUUAGACCAACUUAGAGAAACUACAAUAAGUAGUUGAUUUGUCUCUGUUAGUCCCCGUUCCAGCUUGGGGUUGUAGAGAAAUACUAUAAAUUUGUCGUUUUAUUCUUUCAGGAAAGGGGUAUUGGGUUUACACAAUCACUUUGUUGUUAACAAUUCUCAUAUUGAUUAAUUAAUGGAAACACUAAAUUUUUAUCAUCAUC
Rubroshorea leprosula is the source of this 2213-nucleotide messenger RNA. Lineage: Eukaryota; Viridiplantae; Streptophyta; Magnoliopsida; Malvales; Dipterocarpaceae. The record is from the annotation of a GenBank genome assembly.